CAAUGAGUGGGAUACGUACAGCUCAAAAACGAGCAUACAAGCUCAUCGAGCUGAGAUGCAUAUAUUAAAUAAACUGUCCAAUAUCGAGGUGACAGUUUCUGCUGCUUGUCUUAAACCUAAGGCAUCUUGAAUUUCUGCAUUAUGGGGCUCAACGAUCUGAUGUUCUGGUAUCAGAAGAAAAUUGGAACUUACGAUAAACAGCAGUGGGAGAAAACCCUGGAGCAACGAUUCAUAAACCAUUUUAUAUGGAUUCCUGUCACCAGGACAAACUUUAAGACGAACUUGAUUGAUGUUGACCUAGUGAGAGGGUCAUCGUUUCCUAAGGCAAAACCCGAACAUGGAUUAUGCACUGUUGCUUAUCUUGCUGUACAACGGCUCCUGUUCCUCCCCUUACACAAAUCGUGGUGGGUGCAGCAGACCAGUCCACGAAUAUUUUUACUCUUCUUACUCCUUUACUGCCUGCAAAUAUUUAACAUCGGCGUCUACUACUACUACUCAGUGAAGGACAGCAGCGAGCCUGAAAUUGUAUCAGCCUUUGAAGUCCUGAUUCCAGCCGGCAUGAUGCUGGUAUUGUGCAUGGUGCACUCUCAGAUUGUUUCCACCAGCUCUGGACGAGCCACGGCUGACAGUGAACACAGUUCCAAACCAAAUAGAUCAAAGCGCAGGAGAUGCCAUGUGAACAAGAAAAGAACACAUCACAACCCACUUGCCCAGGAGGCCAAGUAUUACCAGUAUAUAGGCACUGAAGAAACGAGCACUACUGUUGGUGAAAUUUCGUCAUCCGUUAGAUUUGCCAAGAGCGUCAUUAUCCCAGAGGCCAGUACCGUAUCCCCUAUACCGCAAGUAUCCAACAAUGCUGGGGAAUCAGAAGAGAAAGGUAUAGAACCCACUACAAAUUUUCUAGAUGCAUAUGACGGUGCUGUUCAUGAUGCCUCACCUACCAAUAAACCAGUGGUGAAUGACUCCAACGGAAAGACACAUCCUGAAUUGGUUAAAAAUCAACAAUAUAUUCAUCAAGAUGAUGAUGGGUUUGAAAGCUUAAACGGGAAUGUUUCGAGCGAAAUCGGUGAGAUUGCUGCUGACCAGUCGCCAGUUCCAUUUGAAGGUGAUGAGAGACAGGAGAAAAAAGAGGAAAAGCGAUGCUGCGCUGGAAAAUCUAAGAACUGGUACCACAGUGUAAUAAAUGAUAGGAUACAGCACCAAGACGAGUCACAUCAGUGCAGAUCAUCAGUGAACAUAGCUCAGUCAAAAAAAAGGAGUUGUUUAGACAAUGGAAGACAGCAUAUCAAAGAUCCGGCAAGUGAAGUCUCAGCCACAUUUAGCAGAUAUGAUAAGCAGUGCGAAAGUGAAGAGGAAGGUGAGUGCGAAGAUGCAGCUACACAACAUCUCACGGAAGCUACAACCUCAGCUACUGAAUGGAUGGGUGUCACCACAAACAGUGACGAAGAAUGCAGCUACAGUUCCGAGCUCGAGGAGUCAGAGUCGGAUGUCGGAGUGAAUGUAAACCCUGGAGAAUCUUUGGAAAAUCCAUUCUCCUGGGAGUUUGAGAUCCCAAAAUUCAAGCGAAUUCCUUCUUGGUCGGCGCCAGACAGUGUAUCGUGUACUAUUUGGAAAAAUGGACAUUUGGGAAAAGUUGAACUGUCCGUUCUUGAAAUAGCAUCUUUGAUAACAUACAGAGUUGAAGCCAUACGAGAGAGUAUGGAUUACUUUUACUGUGGUCUUGUAUUUUCCAUAAUACUUUCUUUCAUACCAUCGAUGUGGCGGCUGAGUGAUCAAAUAAGAAAAGACCCCGUAGGUAACAUAACAGGAUCCCUAGUCCUCGGGGAUUUGUCACAGGUCAUUUUGGACACGUAUCCAGAUACCCUGUGUCGAAUUAUUGAUAUAGCAUUUGGAACUACGCUCUGGGAGCGAACAGUUAUCCUCAUAUCUUUUUUCGAGAGAUUGACGCUUUCUUGCCUCCUCUUCUUCUUGGUUGCUGUGGCGGAACGUACUUACAAGCAGCGUCUGCUAUGUGCAAAAUUAUUCUCCCAUCUAACAUCUUCGAGACAAGCCAGACAAUCGGAACUCCCCCAUUUUCGGCUCAACAAAGUUAGGAAUAUUAAGACGUGGCUUAGUGUCAGGUCCUACUUGAAGAGGAGAGGACCCCAACGUUCCGUCAACAUGAUAGUAUCAGCUGUUCUACUUCUCACAUUGCUCUUGCUAUCAUUCAUAAGUUUAGAGUACAUAAAGGAUUCAGAAAGUCUACAUUCGCAAUAUACCGUCGAAGCGCUCUGCUGGAGUUGUGCCCUCGGAAUAUUUAUCCUCCGUUUCAUGAUGCUCGGUACAAAAAUAGACAGAAAGUACAGGAACGUUUCAAUUCUGCUGACAGAACAGAUCAAUCUUUAUCUACAAAUUGAGCAGAAACCGCAAAACAAGGACGAACUUAUGGUUGCUAACAGCGUGCUGAAGCUGGCUGCAGAUUUACUAAAGGAAUUAGAGAGCUCUUUCAAAGUGUCCGGUCUCCAUGCAAAUCCCUACAUGUACACCAUCACCAAGGUGGUAAUACUUUCCGCCCUCUCAGGAGUUCUGUCGGAGCUUCUUGGGUUCAAACUUAAGCUACACAAGAUCAAAAUCAAAUAAUAA
This is a messenger RNA of Diprion similis, 2622 nucleotides long. It is a transcript of the gene phtf, whose product is annotated as protein phtf. Bases 142 to 2619 code for a protein of 825 amino acids. NCBI's taxonomy places the organism in Eukaryota, Metazoa, Arthropoda, Insecta, Hymenoptera, Diprionidae. Gene Ontology annotation, cellular component: endoplasmic reticulum. The transcript is spliced from 16 exons. The record is from RefSeq and is a predicted model, not a curated record.